AUGCGGCUCCUUCAUACCACAAACCUCGAGCUCGUAUCCUUCAUUGGAAAAUCAGUGCAAGAGCGGCCUCGCUAUGCCAUCCUCUCUCACACAUGGAAGGGUGAUGAAUUCCUCUUUGAAGAAGCUCGAAAUGGCAUCCAUCAGCAUUUGCAGAAUCCCAGGAGAGGCCUGCAAAAAAUCCUCAAUGCCUGCCACAAAGCGAAGCAGAACGACUUAGACUACAUCUGGGUCGAUACCUGCUGUAUCGACAAAUCCAGCAGCGCAGAGCUGUCCGAGGCUAUCAACUCUAUGUUUAAGUGGUACAAAGAGUCGGUGAUUUGUUACGUAUUUAUGGAUGAUGUUACGCUACAAGAUGGAGCCAUGCGAAACUUCGACAGCAGUCGCUGGUUUACUCGCGGCUGGACCUUGCAGGAACUCAUCGCCCCCCAUGGACUCUUCUUUUUCGACCGUGAGUGGAACUACAUGUGUAGUAGGGAUCAAAUCUCUUCUAGGCUUGAGGAGAUCACUGGAAUCACUCCAGGCAUCUUACAGAGGCUACACAUCUUCCCCCCUAGCCACGCUGCUCAUACUCGAAUCGCUAAAGUGUGGUGCCAGGGAUGCCGCGACGGGGAUGACGUCGAGACUCAACUGGCGGAGGAGCCCAUCUCGAGAAAAAUGAGAUGGGCAGCUAACCGAAGCACAACCCGCCCCGAAGACACAUCAUACUGUUUACUGGGUUUGUUCGACAUCAACAUGCCUCUCCUCUAUGGCGAAGGUGAAAACGCCUUCGGUCGACUUCAAGAGGAGAUCUUGAAAAAAAGUCCUGACCAAUCCAUCUUGACUUGGACAGAGCACAGUGGAGAAAGAUUUCAUAAGCCAUAUCUCGCCAAGAUGCCGUCUGAAUUCCAGUUUGCAGUCCGGCGACCAGAAAAGACCCUCAUUGAACGAGGCGAUAUCAUCGCCACACCCAGGGGCUUAGAAAUCGACGUCCUGCUCGGGCCCUGCACUAUUCGCAACAAGCAAGGUUCGGGUGUCACAUUGGGACGAGAACAGUUUAUGGCCAUUCUCAGCUGUGCUAUCGCUACGGAUCCUCUUCCCCGGGUUGCUAUUUUCGUGGAGCCUCUCAAUCCCGGGGCUCCGGAUACAGCAUACACGAGAGUCCACAAUUACCUUCUGAUCCAGUUGGACCCUGCAGUUGAACCGUUGAUAUUAGCAAAACACGAACUUGGAUUUGAAGAAUAUAAGGACGUAACGGUUGAUUAUGAUCCUGGAAAGUUAUCACCCAGCCGUAUUCUUCUUGCCGCCAUUCGGCCUAUGAGAGAUCGUUUCAAGCAACGCCCAGGGGUGUAUAUCGUGGCCCCAGGAAUUGAAAGGGUCAAGAUAAACGUAAUACAGUGGACGCCGACCGACAACGCCAUGAUUUCAUACCAGCAGCCCAUCUCUCAAGGAGGAGGCGUCGGCCACCUAAGCGUUGGCGGGGCCUGGUAUGUAGGAAAUGGCGAUUCUGGUUUCUUUGUCUUAUGGGGUGUUACCAUGUUCCCGGAUGAUAGGGAUUUUGUAACUUGGGCUGAGACUCGGGAGUCGUUCCUAGAGGGAAGCCAUUCUGAGACUACAUGUCCAAGCAGUCUGGAGUGGUACACCUUUGGCGAAGCUCUUCAGCAAUAUAUGAGAAUUCACAGAGGGUUUCUAUCACCAUAUAUUUCAGAGCCUGGUUUCAAGGUCAGGGUCAAUGUUACGACAAUCGAAUUUCUGGGGAGGAAGACACACAGGGUCAUUCUUGAUAUUGAUGGAUGGGAGGGUCGUCCGGUGUCUAUUGUGGACUGCAUGCAACUGGUAGCUCAUGACUGGACCUGA
Fusarium falciforme is the source of this 1833-nucleotide messenger RNA. RefSeq names its product HET domain-containing protein. Bases 1 to 1833 code for a protein of 610 amino acids. The record is from RefSeq and is a predicted model, not a curated record. The transcript has 2 exons. NCBI's taxonomy places the organism in Eukaryota, Fungi, Ascomycota, Sordariomycetes, Hypocreales, Nectriaceae.